Messenger RNA from Larimichthys crocea (large yellow croaker), 2311 nucleotides. RefSeq names its product abhydrolase domain containing 5, lysophosphatidic acid acyltransferase a (gene abhd5a). Gene Ontology annotation, molecular function: lysophosphatidic acid acyltransferase activity; carboxylic ester hydrolase activity. NCBI's taxonomy places the organism in Eukaryota, Metazoa, Chordata, Actinopteri, Sciaenidae. The transcript is spliced from 8 exons. Gene Ontology annotation, cellular component: lipid droplet; mitochondrion. Bases 100 to 1218 code for a protein of 372 amino acids. The record is from RefSeq and is a predicted model, not a curated record. Gene Ontology annotation, biological process: phosphatidic acid biosynthetic process; lipid homeostasis; positive regulation of triglyceride catabolic process.
AUACAACAAAUCAAACGCCUUCAAUCGUUAGGACUCCCCUACGUCAGUGGGUAUCUGAGACCACGUGACCGCGUGUAGUAUCAGAGGCAGUGGAGAAGUAUGGCCGAGCAGGCGGUGACUGCGUCCGGAGGGGUUGUUCACAGCUUGCUGUCUACUGUUGGUGCUCACCGUCUGGUCAGCAGUGUGUGGGGCUACGUGGACAGCACUAUAAGGUGGUGCUGGAUCCCCAACUGGCUGCCACCAUGGUGCCCCACCUCUCAGAUCAAACUACAGACCGCAGAGGACAUGAUGCUGCGAUGUGUACACAACACUUUCUCCAAACAGUACGUCCCCAUCUCCAACGGCAACCACCUAUGGACCCUGAGCUUGAGCAGUGACCAUGUCAAAGACAAAACCCCUUUGGUUCUGCUUCACGGUUUCGGAGGCGGUGUGGGCCUUUGGGCUCAGAACCUGGACGCCCUCUCCCAGCAUCGACCCGUCUGGGCUCUGGACCUGCUCGGUUUCGGACAGAGCAGCAGACCUCUGUUUCCCACAGACGCUCAGGAGGCAGAGGACCAGUUUGUGGAGUCCAUAGAGCAGUGGAGAGUGAAAGUGGGUCUGGAGUCCAUGAUACUGUUGGGACACAACUUGGGAGGAUACCUGGCCGUGUCAUACUCUAUUAAGUACCCAGACAGAGUAAAGCACAUAGUGCUGGUGGAGCCGUGGGGUUUCCCUGAGCGCCCGGACACAGUAGAGGCAGACCGUCCCAUCCCGGUAUGGAUCAAAGCCUUGGGGGCCAUGUUCAGUCCCUUCAACCCUCUGGCUGGCCUGAGGCUGGUCGGACCGCUGGGUCCCACUCUGGUCCAGACUCUGAGACCCGACUUCAAGAGGAAGUUCUCGUCCAUAUUCAACGACAACACUGUGUCAGACUACAUCUACCACCUGAACGUGCAAGCUCCCAGCGGGGAAACGGCUUUUAAGAAUAUGACCAUUCCCUACGGCUGGGCCAAGAGACCGAUGCUGCACAGGAUGGACCACCUUCAGCCUGAGAUCCCCAUCACCAUCAUCUACGGAUCCAGAUCCAGCAUAGACAGCAACUCAGGCAGCUCCAUCAAACAGAUGAGGCCCCACUCUCAUGUGGAGAUCAUAACCAUCCGUGGAGCCGGACACUACGCGUACGCCGACCAGCCCGAGGACUUCAACCACACAGUUUUGCAAGUGUGUGAUAAAGUGGACUGAAGCAGAGACGAGAGCCCGGAUUCUGAAGUGUGGAGAAAAGAAAGGGAGCAGCAAUAACAGACUUCACUUUAUCAGCCCCCCUCCUCCUCAAAGCAGGAGUGUAUGUACAUAAAAAAUAUUUAAAAGGACUUUUUAGUCAUACCGUUGACUCAUGCGUCAUGACAGGCUGCUUAUGUCACCUGAUAUUCUGAGAAACUGUGAAUUCAUCAAGUUUUUUUCCCAGCAUUCCUACCAUUCUGAAAUAACGCCCAUGGGCCUGCAUCACAUGCUUCCUUUACACUGUGCAGCACACACGUACAGUAGGUGGCGCUGCAGCCUCUUGAUCACUUGAUUGAAGCAUUGUCAUAUCAAUGAGACAUUUUGAAACUCAGAUAUUAAGCUGCACACACACAACACACAGCCUCAAUGUUCAGUGAAUGUACAAUAUUUGUCCGUAUGCUCCUCUAAACUAAACACGUUAAAAAUCGUAUUUUUCUAUCAUGUGUGAAUAGACACAAAUUUUUUUAUAAGAAAUAAAUCUAUUUUAGGAGGGUAGUUUCUAAUAUGAUAUGAUAAUAUAUUUAGCCACGCCUUAAACUCUGUCACACUGACAGAAUCAAUGUCAGUGCCUUCAGACAGCUCAGUUACAGUGUCAUGUGUUAGGUGUUUCCUGUACAGUGCCUGACCUGUGGUUUGUGGUUUUUCCAUAUGAUUCUGAUACAGACAGGAAGCGUUCUCUUCAGUACACCACUGCAUCAGCACCAGGAAGCAGCCGUAGACACAGUAUAUCUGCAGCUAAUAAUAAUCUCUUGUAACAUCUGUCCUCUGCACUUGUUUCUUUCUACCUUUUCUUUAAAGAGUCAGUUACUGUGAUCCCAGAUAUACCUUUAACACUGUAUGUAUACUGUUUAGUUCUGGUUUAAAAAUAGCCAUUGUUUUCCCGUGUCACAUUCACACACUCAUGCUUGUGUGACAGUGUGUCAGCAUUUAAAGGUGCAGCAUUAAAUUUCCUGCUGAGCACGGUCCAUCCACACAGAAUUAAUGUGACAAAGUGUGUCUCUGUGACAGAUCUACUGCCACCAGGGUUCUCUCAGCAUAAUGACUCUCAGACUGA